Molecule: messenger RNA, 547 nt
Organism: Marmota flaviventris (yellow-bellied marmot)
Lineage: Eukaryota; Metazoa; Chordata; Mammalia; Rodentia; Sciuridae
Gene: H2ac21
Product: H2A clustered histone 21
Cellular component (GO): nucleosome
Molecular function (GO): protein heterodimerization activity; DNA binding; structural constituent of chromatin
Source: RefSeq, a predicted model, not a curated record
UCCCGGUAGCUCUUAUAAAUUACAUCAAAUUGGUUAUCCUUUCCACAUCCUUCUCCUUGAAAAAGAAGCUCUAACCGCAUUUUUAGCCGUCAUGUCAGGACGCGGAAAGCAGGGAGGCAAAGCUCGAGCCAAGGCCAAGUCGCGCUCCUCGCGCGCCGGCCUCCAGUUCCCGGUGGGCCGGGUGCACCGCCUGCUGCGCAAGGGCAACUACGCGGAGCGGGUGGGGGCCGGCGCGCCCGUGUACCUGGCGGCCGUCCUCGAGUACCUGACCGCCGAGAUCCUGGAGCUGGCUGGCAACGCGGCCCGCGACAACAAGAAGACGCGCAUCAUCCCUCGCCAUUUGCAACUAGCCGUGAGAAAUGACGAAGAGCUCAACAAGUUACUCGGGGGUGUCACCAUCGCUCAGGGCGGCGUGUUGCCCAAUAUCCAGGCUGUCUUGUUGCCCAAGAAAACGGAGAGUCACAAGCCUGGCAAGAACAAGUAACUAGGCUGGGCACCAUCCCCUCACCCCAAAGGCUCUUUUAAGAGCCACCAAAAGUGUCAAAUG